AAUGAAUUAUUUUUUUUAUUUUUAGGACAUAGUAAAUUAUAUUUCAAUUAUGGACAAUAUUUGUAAAAUAACUGGGAUUUUAUAUUAAAACAACAGUCAUUUGAAUAUAAUUUGUGUACACAUAAUUGAUAACAUGCUAUUGCUUUGUUUCAAGAGCAAGAAGUUUACGCCAAAAAGUGCGACUGCGCACUGGCCAAAUUAGUAGUGUGAAAGAAAAUGGCGAUCAGCGAAAGGCGUCCGGAGUUAACGUGAUGAAAAACAUUGUUAAAAGCUCAAUUACAUAGUGUUAUAGUUAUUAAUUGUGUCAGAUGUAGAUUAAUUAAGUGUUAAUGAAUAGUGAUUGUGUAUAAAAAUGGCUGCGAAUAUGUACAGAGUCGGCGACUGCGUCUAUUUCGAGACGUCGUCGACGUCUCCGUACCAGAUCCGGCGGAUAGAGGAACUGAACAAGACGCCUUCGGGCAACGUGGAGGCAAAAGUCAUGUGUUUCUACAGACGACGGGACCUUCCCAAUCC
Molecule: messenger RNA, 513 nt
Organism: Manduca sexta (tobacco hornworm)
Lineage: Eukaryota; Metazoa; Arthropoda; Insecta; Lepidoptera; Sphingidae
Product: metastasis-associated protein MTA3-like
Biological process (GO): negative regulation of transcription by RNA polymerase II
Cellular component (GO): NuRD complex; nucleoplasm
Molecular function (GO): transcription corepressor activity; transcription coactivator activity; histone deacetylase binding
Source: RefSeq, a predicted model, not a curated record